Messenger RNA from Coccinella septempunctata (seven-spotted ladybird), 2128 nucleotides. RefSeq names its product protein penguin (gene peng). NCBI's taxonomy places the organism in Eukaryota, Metazoa, Arthropoda, Insecta, Coleoptera, Coccinellidae. The transcript has 6 exons. The record is from RefSeq and is a predicted model, not a curated record. Gene Ontology annotation, molecular function: mRNA binding. Gene Ontology annotation, biological process: regulation of translation. Gene Ontology annotation, cellular component: nucleolus. The coding region runs from base 85 to 2034 and encodes 649 amino acids.
GUUAUGAAACUGUUUUGAAGUGUGGUGGAGUGAAAAUAGUAUGUUGAGAAUUUUAUAAUAAAUACUGAAGAUUACUAAAAAAAAAUGGGUGUAAAACGAUCCUUCGAUGAUUCGGAAGAUUCGAAACCUAAAAAGCAGAAAGUCGUUUCGAAAACAAAAUCCACUGAACAGAAGAAAGAACAUGUGGAGAAAAAGCUAAAGAAACACGUUACGACAAAAGUGGUCGCUAAAAAGACCGGAAAGGCAAAUAUAAAGAAGAAAGGAACUGAAGCUACUGAAAAAACUGAGAACAAAAUCCCCUUGAAAACUGCCAAGGGAAAUACCAAACAACCAGAUAGUACCAAAGAGAAAAAAGUGAAUGGUUCUAAAGGCGAUAAUAAUAAGAAAGCAAAAAUUGACGAGAAACCAGAAGAUUGGGGUUUAUUCAAGAAGCAGAAAAAGGAAUUGAAAUUGAAGAGGAAACAAGCCAAGACUAAUUUCGAUGUUGUAACACAAGCUAAAAAACUGGGUGAAAUUCUAAGGAGGAAAACGCUUAAAGAUGGAGAAUUUGAGAGGAAUAAAUUGGUCAAUGAACUACACGGUUUACUCAAAAAAGACGGCAAUUAUCCCAAAUUUGUACUGGCCCAUGAUACAGCCAGAAUUGUGCAGUGGCUCUUAAAAUAUUCUUCUGUAUUGAUAAGACAAGAAAUCGCCAAGGAAUUAGUUGGAUCAAUUCCCGCAAUGAUGCAAUCGAAAUACGGUGUUUUUUGUGUAAAAAGGUUGUUAAAAUAUGGAACAUCUGAAAUUAGAGCCCAAAUAAUAAAUUCUUUUUAUGGACAUGCAGUAAAAUUGGCCAGUCAUGCUAUUAGUGCUUCAUAUUUAGAAUAUGCCUACACGACAUGGGCUACUCCCCAACAAAAAUAUCACCUAGCUCAAGAAUUCUACGGUGACAUGUACAAAAACUCAAAGGAUGAUAAAAUUAAGUGUUUGAAAGAUGUUUUUGAAUCAAGUCCUUCUAUCAAAAAUGCAGCGUUAAGCGCCACAAAAUCAAACUUAUCAAGAAUUUUGAAUAAAAGUCUGUUAGAUUCAGGCUUGGUUCAGACUGUUCUCUAUCAAUUUCUCAUUGAGUGUAGUGAAGAGGAUAGAUCUGAGAUGAUAUCGCAGUUAUCACAACAUAUUGUGGUAAUAAGCAAUAGUAAAGAUGGAUCUAGGGCUGCUAUGCAGUGUAUAUGGCAUGGUACCAACAAGGAUAGAAAGGUUAUUAUGAAGACACUCAAAGAGCAUUUGGUCGAAUUAUGCAAGCACGAAUAUGGACAUUGCACUAUAAUAACAAUUUUAGAUGCUGCUGAUGACACUGUUCUCUUGAAUAAAAUUAUCAUUAGUGAGAUUCUCAAAAAUGCUAAAGAUCUAUCCGUGAACGAAUGGGGUAGGAAGGUAUUGUUAUGGCUUGUAGUUCCAGAGGAUCCCUCAUAUUUCCAUCCACAGUUCAUCAAAGAAUUAACAGCUGGAAGGGAAAGUUCAACCAGCAAAAAACCCGUAGAUAUAAGAAGGAAAGAAGUGUUGACGCAUUCUAGUUCAACCUUGCUGAACUUGAUCACAACGGAGCCCGAAGUCUGGUUAUCCGAUUCCAAACUUGCCUAUGAAAUGUUAGGCAUCAUCAAGACCGCUUGUGGAAAGGAGGUUGAGCAUACCUUCGAAAACUUGGUAAAAGUAAUCACGGAUAUCGAUUGGAAAAUCAAAGAAAAUGAUAAAGAAAUUAGAGGAAUUGAACAUCCGGGUUUGCAUUUGGUGUUGAAAAAAAUUGCCCAACACGAUAAAAAUAAUAUCGAGAAGGACUUACCUACUUUUGGAGCUUCACUUUCAAAAUCUCUCACCGAUGAAGUUAUCGAAUCCUGGAUUCAGCUCAACAGAGGAUGUUUCCUCUUGGUGUCAGUUUUCGAGAACAAUUCAGAAGAUACGCAGGAAAUCCUCAAAAAUAAAUUAUUGUCCUUCAAGGAAAAACUCAGUAAAUUAAAUAGCACAGGGGCGAAAAUUUUGUUGAAGAAAUUGAAAUGAUCGGCCAUUUCAAUGUAACGAAAAGAAUAAUUUUAAUCACAUGGCUGUAUAUAUUGUGAGCUCGAAAAUUGUUUAAUAAAAUCCAGAAAUUUCA